UUCUUUUUUUCCCACCCCGCCCCUUCCUUUCUCGACUCUUCUCUCUCUCUCUCUCUCUCUCUCUCUCUCUCUCUCUCUCUUCGCACUCUUCUUACCGAACCCUGCCUGCGACGCCCUCGAAGGCGCAUCUAGGGUUUCGUCUCAUUGCGCUUCCGCGACUCCCCACUCCUGGAUCGAAACGAGGCGUCGAUUCUUGUCUCUGAGGUGAUGCAAGGUGUGGCAAUUUAAGAGAUAGAUGAAAAUCUCUGCUCUUCUAACUUCCGCGGGCAUAAACAUUGGCCUUUGCGUGCUGCUUUUGUCUCUGUACUCCAUCUUGAGGAAGCAACCUGGUAAUGUUAAUGUCUACUUCGGGCGGAGGCUCGCCCAAGAGCACAGCCGCCUGCGAGAAUCAUUUAUCUUGGAGAGGUUAGUGCCUUCUCCUAGCUGGAUCGUGAAGGCUUUGCAGUAUAAGGAAGAAGAGAUCUUAGCUAUUGCUGGGUUGGAUGCUGUUGUGUUUCUUAGGAUACUCGUCUUCAGUAUGCGCAUCUUCUCAAUAGCUGCGAUUGUGUGUAUAUUUGGAGUUCUCCCACUUAAUUAUUUUGGACAAGAGAUGCACCAUGGGCAGAUUCCUUCAGCGUCGUUAGAUGUAUUUACAAUCGGAAAUGUCGUGGAAAGAUCAAAAUGGCUUUGGGUGCAUUGCGUUGCACUCUACAUUAUAUCUUGUGCAGCUUGCAUUCUUCUCUACUUGGAAUACAAAAGCAUUGCUAGGAUGAGAUUGUUUCAUAUUAAUCAGUCGCCUCCAAAUCCCAGUCAUUUUACCGUUCUUGUUCGUGGAAUCCCAAAGUCAACUGAAGUACCUUUAAGUGAUACCGUCAAAAAUUUCUUCACAAAGUAUCACGGAUCUAGUUAUCUAUCUCAUCAAAUGGUUUAUAAAGUUGGGAAAGUCCAAAAAAUUAUGAGUGGUGCCAAGAAGGCUUGUAAGAAAUUUGGGCAUCUUACAGAUACGGUUAUGGACAGGAGGUGCAGACCAGCCAUAUAUAGAUGUGGUCUUUGUGGAGGAUCAACUACUUCUUUUCAGUUGUAUCAGAAUGAAUUUGAGCCGAACUCAGAGAAAACUGACCGUAAUAAUUCAAAUUUGAUUGCUAGUGAGGAGGAAUGUGCAUCUGCUUUUGUUUUCUUCAAAACUCGGUAUGCUGCAAUUGUUGCUUCACAAGUACUUCAGACAUCGAAUCCUAUGAUAUGGGUCACUGAUUUGGCUCCGGAACCAGACGAUGUGUACUGGUCGAACCUUUGGCUUCCAUACAAGCAGCUUUGGAUCCGUCGAAUAGCUACCCUUCUGGCUAGCAUUGUUUUCAUGUUUCUGUUUCUGAUACCAGUCACAUUUGUGCAAGGAUUAUCUCAAUUAGAUCAAUUACAACAGAGGUUUCCUUUUCUAAAAGGUAUAUUGAAGAAGACAUUUGUAACCCAGCUGGUAACAGGAUACCUUCCUAGUGUCAUACUGCAGUUAUUUCUUUAUACCGUUCCACCCAUGAUGAUGCUAUUUUCUGCUUUGGAAGGACCCAUGUCUCACAGUCUAAGGAAAAAGAGUGCUUGCUUGAAAGUACUCUACUUCACCAUUUGGAAUGUAUUCUUUGUGAAUGUUCUAUCUGGAUCUGUCAUUAGCCAGCUGAAUGUCAUAUCUAGUCCGAAGGAAAUCCCUACACAGCUUGCUAGAGCUGUACCAAGACAGGCAACCUUUUUCAUCACUUACGUUCUGACUUCUGGGUGGGCGAGUUUGUCCUCUGAAGUAAUGCAACUAUUUGGGCUCAUAUGGAACUUCAUAAGGAGAUAUGUGUUGAGAAUCAAGAAAGAUCCAACUGCAAGUUCAGUUCCAUCUUUCCCAUAUCACACUGAAAUACCAAAAGUACUCUUGUUUGGAUUGCUUGGCUUUACAUGUUCCAUACUGGCACCUUUGAUACUGCCUUUCUUGCUGGUGUACUUUUUUCUGGGAUAUGUUGUGUAUCGCAACCAGAUUAUUAAUGUUUACUGCUCGAGAUACGAAACAGGAGGGUUGAUGUGGCCUAUCGUGCACAACACCACGGUCUUCUCCCUGUUGUUGACACAGAUUAUUGCCGUUGGAGUUUUCGGGUUAAAGGAAUCGCCGGUGUCAGCAAUCUUCACUAUUCUCCUUGUGAUUUUUACACUUCUAUUCAAUGAGUACUGUAGGCAGCGCUUCCACCCUUUAUUCAAGAGUUAUUCUGCACAGGAUUUUAUUGACAAGGACAGGGAAGAUGAGCAGUCAGGAAGAAUGGAAGAAAUUCACCAGCAACUUCAUUCAGCGUACUGCCAAUUCUCACCGCACACUGGAGACAGGUGCCAUCCAGAAACUGAAGGUGAGGGUGAAGAAGAAGGUCAAUGCUCAACUGAAGUCAAUGACAGAAAUCGCUCGCAGGAUAUGAAAGAUGGCUUAUCUCACCCAACACUUAGUGGGCUUCCGGUUGCUAAGCUACAACGUGCUGUUAAAUCCCUAAGUUUGAUUAUUGCAUUACAGAACAAAAGCUCGACAAACGUAUAAUGGUCUAGAGUUCUCUGUUGGCAAUAUGAUAGAAUUCAAUUUAUUGAGGGGUGUGUUUGUGUAUGCAUUUGCAUAUGUACAUAUAAAUAUGCAUCCACACACCUUGACGAUUUCAUUCUUAGCGAAAGAAAUAUUUUUGUUCCUCUUUGCUAGGAAAAGCAAACAAUUUGAUUUUCUUUGGUUGAUUCAAGCCUUGUUUGGGCCAAGCUUCUAGUUUCA
This is a messenger RNA of Ananas comosus (pineapple), 2752 nucleotides long. Its product is annotated as CSC1-like protein RXW8. The coding region runs from base 236 to 2533 and encodes 765 amino acids. Gene Ontology annotation, cellular component: plasma membrane. The record is from RefSeq and is a predicted model, not a curated record. Gene Ontology annotation, molecular function: calcium-activated cation channel activity. The transcript has 11 exons. NCBI's taxonomy places the organism in Eukaryota, Viridiplantae, Streptophyta, Magnoliopsida, Poales, Bromeliaceae.